AUGGGGAAGUGCAGGUUAAGGAUAAUAUCGCUAAAUUCCAGGGCUUUUCCGUUUACGAAAAUAGCGUUGGAUAUACUUGCCGCAAGCUGGAACAAAAGGCAUAAUGCGCUAGCUUUAAUAACCGCUUUAAUUACGCUUUUAAUUAAAGCAAACUUUGGGUUUAGCAAGGUGCCGGCGUUGUCGAAGCAAGGAGCAAUGCUGGUUGCGGCGAAAGCGGCCGUUCCGUACUUAAUAAGCGUUUUAACCUGUUUGUAA
Messenger RNA from Gaeumannomyces tritici R3-111a-1, 255 nucleotides. RefSeq lists its product as hypothetical. The transcript has 4 exons. NCBI's taxonomy places the organism in Eukaryota, Fungi, Ascomycota, Sordariomycetes, Magnaporthales, Magnaporthaceae. Bases 1 to 255 code for a protein of 84 amino acids. The record is from RefSeq and is a predicted model, not a curated record.